GUUCAACUUUAAUUCCCAAAAAAAGCAUCUUCUUAGUUCACACACUCGCACACUCACACACUCACUCUUUGGAAUUGGAAUCACACAAAUCUCAGAACAAACACAACGAAGCAGUGAUAGUGAUAACGGUGGUUUUAUCGUUUUCUAUUUACACCUCCACUUGCAUUUCAUUUCUCUCUCAUUCUUGCAUCUCAGAUCGAACAAAUCAACGUAACUUCUUGGUUUGAUGUUGCAGGCAGCAUCUACGUUCAUCUGCACUGCUGAUGUAUAUACCAACCAGAUAACUACAUGGUGGAGAGACAUUUCAGAUACUUUUGCCUCAGAUGAAUUUUACUAGUUCGACUAUACACUGUUGCUAUGGACAUUUGUCUUAUCAAAGGCCAAUGGCUGUGGCUUCUGUAUGUUUUGUUGAUACAUAUUGUAAUUAAUAACAUAGAAGCGAUCACUCCUGAUGGUGAGGCACUUAUCAACUUCAGGACAACAAUUGGUAGCUCUGAUGGUAUCCUGUUACAAUGGAGGCCUGAGGAUCCUGACCCAUGUAAAUGGAAAGGAGUGAAAUGUGAUCCAAAAACCAAGAGAGUGACACAUCUGAUUCUAUCACACCAUAAGUUAAUUGGGCCUUUAUCACCUGACCUGGGGAAGUUAGACCGUCUGAAAGUUCUUGCUCUUCAUAACAACAACCUCUAUGACAAAAUUCCACCAGAAUUGGGAAAUUGCACCGAAUUGCAGUCAAUUUUUUUACAGGGUAAUUACCUUAGUGGAAUGAUUCCAAGUGAAAUAGGAAAUCUCUCACAGCUUCAAAAUUUGGAUAUAUCAAGCAAUUCCCUUGGUGGGAAUAUUCCAGCGUCAAUUGGAAAGUUGUAUAAUCUAAAAAACUUCAAUGUAUCAACCAAUUUUCUGGUUGGACCAAUACCUUCUGACGGUGUCCUUGCCCACUUUACUGGAAGCUCGUUUGUUGGAAACCGUGGUUUGUGUGGCGUGCAAAUCGAUUCAACAUGUAAAGAUGAUGGUUCGCCUGGGAAUAGUUCUUCAGACCAAACUCAAAAUGGAAAGAAGAAAUAUUCUGGCCGACUUCUCAUCAGUGCAUCAGCAACUGUGGGCGCACUACUUUUGGUGGCACUUAUGUGCUUCUGGGGCUGUUUUCUUUAUAAAAAGUUUGGUAAAAAUGAUAGAAUAAGUCUUGCAGUGGAUGUUGGUCCAGGUGCCUCGAUAGUGAUGUUUCAUGGAGACCUACCAUAUUCUUCGAAAGACAUUAUUAAGAAACUAGAGACUUUGAAUGAGGAACACAUAAUAGGAGUAGGGGGAUUUGGAACUGUUUACAAGCUUGCAAUGGAUGAUGGGAAUGUAUUUGCGUUGAAAAAGAUCGUAAAGUUGAAUGAGGGAUUUGAUCGUUUUUUUGAGAGGGAGCUUGCAAUUCUUGGAAGCAUCAAACACCGUUAUUUAGUUAACUUGCGUGGAUAUUGUAAUUCACCUACAUCAAAGUUGUUAAUAUAUGACUACCUACCUGGCGGUAGUCUUGAUGAAGUUCUUCAUGCUAGUACAGUAUCUCUGCUUAAAUCUUGUUUGGGGAAUAAUGAUGUUUGUGCUGCACUGCACUGCACAGAAAAAUCUGAGCAACUAGACUGGGAUUCACGGUUGAAUAUAAUCAUGGGAGCUGCAAAAGGGCUUGCUUACUUGCACCACGAUUGUUCCCCUAGGAUCAUACACCGUGACAUUAAAUCGAGCAACAUUUUGCUUGAUGGAAAAUUGGAUGCUAGAGUUUCUGAUUUUGGACUUGCCAAACUUCUGGAGGAUGAAGAAUCUCACAUCACCACUAUUGUUGCCGGAACAUUUGGUUAUCUAGCUCCAGAGUAUAUGCAAAGUGGAAGAGCAACUGAGAAGACCGAUGUUUAUAGUUUUGGGGUGUUGACACUUGAAGUGCUUAGUGGAAAGCGGCCAACAGAUGCAUCCUUCAUUGAAAAGGGUCUAAAUGUUGUUGGUUGGUUGAAUUUCCUUAUUACUGAAAAUAGGCCAAGGGAAAUUGUCGAUCCACUAUGCGACGGGGUGCAGGUGGAGAGCCUUGAUGCCUUGCUCUCGAUGGCUAUUCAGUGUGUUUCCUCAAAUCCAGAGGAUCGACCCACUAUGCACCGAGUGGUCCAGUUGCUUGAAUCGGAGGUAGUAACUCCAUGCCCAAGUGACUUCUAUGAUUCGAACUCUGACUAGAAAGCUUGCGAAGACAAUUCAAUGGUAUGUUGUGUUUGCAUCCUUGUCGCCGCAAAUUACUUGAGUCAGAAGUGAUGAAACAGGUUAACAAUCUGCGUACAACUUUUCAUCUGAAUUGCAUUCAUUCUAAAAGUUUAUGAUGGAAGAUGUCCUUCAUUAGACCACUUCACAACAGAAGGUGUUGUUAUUCCACGGAUAUCAUCAUUCGACAUUUCAGGCAUUUCUUUGUCUUCCUGAUUGUGUUGCAUGUUAUAUUUGGUCGUGGUUCCCCCUUCCACUUGUGCUUCCACUCCUUUUGUUAGCAUUUUGUAAUCUUAGUCACAUUGUUCACUCCAAUUUAAGUGUAUAUGAUAUGUAUAAUUUCAGAAAGUCCACAUUUGCAAGUGAUUCUUAUUUAUUUUGUAAUAUAUGUUUCCAUAAAAGAAUCCAUCUAAAUUCUAUCAAAAAAAAAAAAAAGAAAGAAAGAAAGAAAAAGAAUCCAUCUAAUGAUGGUGGUUCUCUGUUCUCA
Molecule: messenger RNA, 2710 nt
Organism: Medicago truncatula (barrel medic)
Lineage: Eukaryota; Viridiplantae; Streptophyta; Magnoliopsida; Fabales; Fabaceae
Product: LRR receptor-like serine/threonine-protein kinase FEI 2
Exons: 14
Coding region: 358-2202 (614 amino acids)
Biological process (GO): protein phosphorylation
Molecular function (GO): protein kinase activity; ATP binding; protein binding
Source: RefSeq, a predicted model, not a curated record